Molecule: messenger RNA, 3825 nt
Organism: Rosa rugosa (rugosa rose)
Lineage: Eukaryota; Viridiplantae; Streptophyta; Magnoliopsida; Rosales; Rosaceae
Product: putative pentatricopeptide repeat-containing protein At5g13230, mitochondrial
Exons: 5
Coding region: 182-2671 (829 amino acids)
Biological process (GO): RNA modification
Molecular function (GO): RNA binding; protein binding; zinc ion binding
Source: RefSeq, a predicted model, not a curated record
AUGUAGAUUAAUUAAAGAGAAAUUAUUAUGCAGGGCACUCGCACCACCUCAUGUGUAGAUUAACUGAGAACAGAACCAAAAUAAUCGAAAUAAAAAGAAAGAAAGAAAAAAGACAUGAAGAGGUGACCCGUUGAAUUUGACACAUUCCUGCCGAAACAUAUAGCUUUUGAUUUUGGUGGCCAUGCUCAGACUGAUUUCUCAAAAAACGUUUCAGUGUGCGAAUUUCGCUACCCAUUGCAAACCCAACUCUUGCUCAAGCUUUCAACGGUGUGGGUACACUGCCCAAUUGACCCAACACUUGACGUUCCACCCAGAGCUUCCCAACCCAGAAUUCGACUCUUACGCCUACGCAACUACGCUCCAGCAUCACAUCCAAAACGGCGACUUUACUUCAGGAACGGCUCUUCACUGCGAUAUUGUGAAGAAAGGCGGAUGCUUGGACCUGUUCGCUUACAACAUUCUCGCCAACGUGUACGUGAAAGCGGGUCUAGUCAAUGAUGCAGUCAAGGUGUUCGACGAAAUGCCCCGCAGAAAUGUCAUUUCGUUCGUCACGUUAAUCCAGGGGUUUUCGGAGUCUCAACGCUUCGUCGAGGCUGUAGAGUUGUUCGGUAGGUUGCAUAGAGAAGGCCAGGAGCUGAACCCGUUUGUUUUCACUACCGUUUUGAAGUUGCUUGUGAGGAUGGGAUUGGCUGAGCUGGUUUGGACUGUCCACGCUUGUAUUUAUAAGCUCGGACAUGGAACCAAUGCCUUUGUUGGCACUGCUCUCAUUGAUGCAUACUCUGUUUGCGGCGACGUUGAUAUUACUAGGGAUGUUUUCGAUGGGAUUGUUUGUAAGGAUAUGGUAGCUUGGUCUGGGAUGGUAGGGUGCUAUGCUGAGAAUGGCGGUUUUGAAGAAGCGGUUGAGCUCUUCUGUCAAAUGAGGGUGAUUGGAUUCAGGCCUAAUAAUUAUACUUUCAGCGGUGUGCUUAAGGCCUGUCUCAGGUUAAAGGCACUGGAUCACGGGAAGUGUGUUCAUGGAUGUGUGAUAAAAUCAUGUUUUGAAAAGGAUCUAUAUGUGGGAAUUUCAUUGCUCGAUUUGUACACCACAUGUGGAGAUGUUGAUGAUGCUCGGAGGGUAUUUCAAGAGAUGCCCAAAAAUGAAGUGAUUCCUUGGACUCUCAUGGUUUCACGGUAUGCUCAGAGUGACUGCUGUGAAGAGGCGCUGGACAUGUUCUGUCGGAUGAGGCAAGCUUUUGUCGCUCCCAAUCAGUUUACAUAUGCUAGUGUGCUGCAAGCUUGUGCAACCAUGGAGAGUUUAGUUUUGGGGAAGCAAAUACAUUGUCAAGUAGUCAAGGUUGGUCUUGACUCAGAUAUCUAUGUUUUAAAUGCCCUCAUGGAUUUCUAUGCUAAAUGUGGACAAAUAGAGAACUCAAUGGACCUGUUUGUGGAAUCAUCGAACAGAAAUGAUGUAUCUUGGAACACAAUGAUUGUUGGUUAUGUCCGGUUAGGUGAUGGGGAGAAGGCGUUGACUUUGUUUUCAGAUAUGCUUAGAUGCCAAGUGCAGGUCACAGAUGUGACGUACUCUAGUGCUCUCCGUGCUUCCGCUAGCAUAGCAGCGUUGGAGCCAGGACUUCAGAUUCAUUCAGUGACGAUUAAAACCAUAUAUGACGAGGACACUGUAGUUGGUAAUUCUUUGAUAGACAUGUAUGCCAAGUGUGGGAGCAUCAAAGAUGCCCGCUUGGUGUUCGAUAAGUUGAAGCAACGAGAUGAAGUUUCAUGGAAUGCAAUGAUCUCAGGAUAUUCUUUGCAUGGUCUUGGUAAGGAGGCUCUUAAACUUUUUGAAAUGAUGCAGGAAACAAAUUGCAAACCAAACAAGUUAACCUUUGUUGGUGUCCUAUCGGCAUGUAGCCAUGCAGGACUGUUAGACCAAGGAAAUGCUUAUUUUAAUUCUAUGGUAGAAGACUACUACAUUGAACCAUGCAUGGAGCACUAUACUUGUAUGGUCUGGCUACUAGGGAAAUCAGGCCAGCUUGGUAAGGCUGUGAAGUUGAUUGGCAAAAUCCCAUUUGAACCUAGUGCUAUGGUAUGGCGUGCUUUGCUCGGAGCCUGUGUUAUCCAUAAUGACGUUGAGCUAGGAAGGAUUUGUGCCCAGCAUGUGCUUGAAAUGGAUCCCCAAGAUGAGGCUACGCAUGUGCUGUUGUCAAACUUAUAUGCCACUGCAAAGAGGUGGGAUAAUGUGGCUUUUGUUAGAAAAAACAUGAAAAGGAAAGGAGUAAAGAAGGAGCCGGGCCUAAGUUGGAUUGAGAACCAGGGCACAGUUCAUUAUUUCACUGUGGGUGAUACUUCACAUCCUGACCUGAGACUGAUCAAUGGGAUGCUGGAAUGGUUGAAAAUGAGAACCUUGAAGGCAGGUCAUGUUCCCAAUUGUAAUGUUGUUAUGCUUGAUGUUGAGGAUGAUGAAAAGGAGCGCCUCUUGUGGGUACACAGUGAAAGAUUAGCUCUAGCACUUGCGCUGGUUAGAACUCCAUCUGGGAGCCCCAUUCGUAUCAUUAAAAAUCUUCGGAUAUGUGUAGACUGCCAUGCCACGAUGAAGUUAAUAUCAAAGGUCGUGCAGCGUGAAAUAAUUGUUAGAGAUAUGAAUCGGUUCCAUCACUUUAAGGGUGGGAUUUGCUCCUGUGACGAUUACUGGUGAUUGAUUUUUAUUAAGAUCUGGUACUUGGAAGGUGAUUUCAUGAAGUCUUCCUGUCCUAAACAUGGAGAAGUAGAAUGGGAUGCAUUCUCUCGCAGGUGGUAGUGGAUUAGAACAAUGGUGGAUUAGGCAGGUCUAUUGAAACUUGCUCCAUGGUAGCAACACCAGGAGUCAAAGUUGGCCUUUCUUCAAAAAUUUCUGCAAAUAGGUUCAAGGCUAGGAUUUGCUGCCUAGAUCUUAAUUGCUGCUCAAGUGAUGUCUCACCAGGGAAAUGACUAUAUUGGCAAAGCUUGUGACUACUGUACAAGUAUUUGCACUAGAAGAAUAUUGGUCAACCUUAGCUGCCAUUUUUAUUAUCUUGAAAGAAAAGUAUGAAUCAGGAAAUUGUUUGAUACAAGUAGCAUUGCAUCCUUGUUCGACACUAAAUGUCAUGGACUCAACUUGCUUCUCAGAUCAGCAAAGCCAAACAAAUAUCUAAAAUUACUUGGAGAAAGACUCUGUUUUCUCCUUUUCCAUUGCCCUUCGAUCAGAAUCUCAAUGUUGCCCGAUGAAUAACUAACUGGUACAUUCUUGUCUUCUUUUCCAGAAUUACUACUUUUGCCACAGUGUGUGAAUUUAUUUUCUCUGGUUCAUGUUACUGAUAAUAACCAUUGCCGUUUGUAAGGAUUAAGCAGUGUGUUCUGUUGCCAAACCCAGAGUAAAUUAAGGUGCCUCUGUUUGACAUCACUGAUCAUCAUAUCCGAAACCAGUCCUGAUACUGCAACUUCAUUUUAUAAACCCUCUAAUUCUCAAAUGUUUGUAGGUAAGGAGGGUCUGACUUAUAGAAGGCUACACUUUCAGAAGAUUUUGUGCAUCAAUUCUUUGGUAACAGGUGUGGCUUUGGGUAAGCUUUCUUUAUAUAUUCAAGUCACACAAAUUUGCCAGAAUUCUUCCACGUGUUCAGAGGAAGAGAUUGAUGAAUUAUUUGACAAAUAGUUACUCACUUGUAUAACUAUUAUGAGAACAUUGAAUUGCUCGAUUCUGUAGAGCACUGAAACUGUAAUGUAGUUUGUACAGCUCACAAUUGAAACUUCAUGUAGCUUCACCGAAGUUUUGGGUACAGUCGGCAUCAUGCUAUCAAUAUGUAUUCUCAUACUGAAAUUUUUGAUUAUCUGACU